UCCGCUUUACGGAUUUGUGUGUCUUUCUCCCAUUGACAUGGCUGAUUGGGUUUCUAAAUUGUUUACUUUCGUCGUCUUCCUCUGCCUUGCACUUCUGCUUUUCUCCACCAGCGAGAUGCAUAUUGUGGAAGCACUUUGUACACAGCCAAGCGGGGCAUUUUCGGGACUUUGUUUCUCGAGCAGCAGCUGCGCCAACGUGUGUACUACGAAGGACAAUGGAGUUGGGGGCUACUGUUAUGGGCUUGUUUGUUUGUGCAUUGGCACAUAUUCUUGAAAUGGACACCUAUAGAUACCACGGGCACUCUAUGUCUGAUCCUGGCAGCACAUACUGUACAUGUGACGAGAUUUCCAAUGAGAGACAAGAGCGUGAUCCAAUUGAGAGAGUGAGGAAGCUAUUAUUGGCUCAUGACAUUGCUUCUGAGAAGGAGCUGAAGGACAUCGAUGAAAGAGUAUGAAAGGGCUGCGCUUCAUCUUGAUAAAGUUAAGCUGGUCUUACGGAGAUUAAUUGAUGUUCAAAAAGCAAAGGUCUGUGCAUCAAAAGAUGACCCUUUGGAGUUAUGCUCAUCUGUGACAAAAGUUACUCUUGUGGCUGAGGUGAUGCUUUCUCUGCUCUAGUCAAAUGUUGAUGGCUACAUGAAAAUAAGAUACAUGAAUAUAGCAUGUUAACAAAAAA
Molecule: messenger RNA, 673 nt
Organism: Arachis stenosperma
Lineage: Eukaryota; Viridiplantae; Streptophyta; Magnoliopsida; Fabales; Fabaceae
Product: pyruvate dehydrogenase E1 component subunit alpha, mitochondrial-like
Exons: 6
Coding region: 216-455 (79 amino acids)
Molecular function (GO): oxidoreductase activity, acting on the aldehyde or oxo group of donors, disulfide as acceptor
Source: RefSeq, a predicted model, not a curated record